Molecule: messenger RNA, 2652 nt
Organism: Rotaria sp. Silwood2
Lineage: Eukaryota; Metazoa; Rotifera; Eurotatoria; Philodinida; Philodinidae
Source: the annotation of a GenBank genome assembly
UGUGAAUCCACAUCAUCAUCCGUGACUUGUUCCUCGAAGCUUGACGAUUCAAAUUACAUUCUAGCAAACUCAUCAUCCAAAGAGCUCAUAUCACUCAGUGAGUUACGGCUGUCUUCUGUAUCGGUUUCUUCAAACGGCACGUAAAUCAGCGCAAAAUUUCAGGUGUUUAUAUGUAAGUUUUGUGUGUAGUUAGUGGAAGUGAGUUCAGUUUAUUAGGAUAUAUAUGUCACAGUUGAUAUUGGAAUUUAGUUGAGAUUGGAAUGCAUUAACAAAAGAAAAAGUUCAUGCAUACAUCAUGAGUCAUAAGAUAAUUAAUGUUUACUUUUUUUUGUUAUGCUCAUGUUUUCAGAAUCUAGCAAAUUUAAUUCAUUGGUUUAGGCUUUGUGAUUUUUUUUAUUAAUUUUAAAAAUAUUUAAAUAAAAUAUUCAAAAUUGAAAAUAUUUUAACUUUUAAAAAAUAGGAAUGACUAUAUAAUGGAUUUUUGAAAAGAAUUUAAUCACCUCUAAAUAAUUAAUCUAUUGAUGUUCAUCACUAUGAAACAUGGUAAAUAAACAUGUUCUAUGUCUCUUUAGUUUCUAAUUUGAUAAAUUAUUUAUUUUUUCUAGUGGGAAUUUUUUCUUAAAUAAAAUAAAUGUUUUCAGCUAUAAACUACAAUAUAAUAUUUAUACAAAUAGUGAAAAUAAACGUCUCAAAUACGCAAUCAAAAAUAAAAUGUAUUGCGAUAUUUUCAAUGUUUCGAAGUCAAACGAUACAAAUAUAUCACCAAAACUUAAAUUUUAGGCCAAAGAAACAUUUCAUCUUAUACAAAUCGGUUCAUCAGAGUUAGUCAUAAAAAAAAAAACUUACAAAAAUACAGAUGACGGAUUUAGUCUCGAUUUCGUUUCAACCAAUCAUUCAAUGUCCCCAUAUCCCGAGUUCGAAAAAAGGCUUCAAAUAUAGAAUAAUGCAGUUGACUAAUUUGCUCUAAACUUCGUUUCAACUAAUCAUUCAAUGUCCAUAUGUCCCGAGAUCAAAGAAAAAUUCAAACAUAAAAUAAUACAGUUGACUAAUUUGUUCUACACUUCGUUUCAACCAAUCAUUCAAUGUCCACAUGUCCCGAGCUGAAAAAUAAAUUCAAAUAUAAAUAAUACAAAUGACUAAUCUACUCUAGAUUUCGCUUGAACCAAUCAUUCAAUGUCCCUAUCUUUCAAAGAUGACCAAAAAAUAUUGAACUACAAUCCAUACUAGUUCAGCAAGAAAUUGUUUUGUAUCAAAUCAUGUUCUAGCAUUAUUACAUAUAAAAAUUCAUUAAAUGCAAUGUCAUAACUAAUAUACAUAUUUAUACAAGAAAACAAUAGAGAAAGUCACUGAUAAUUAUUUAUCAAUCAAGAUAAUAAAAUGAAUCUAUUUUGAUUAUCCAAGAACUAAAAAUAAACAUAAACGGAGUGACAAACAAGCAAAUUCUUUUGCAUGCAUGUGAACAAAAUUUAUAAAGAAACCAAACUAACUAGACAAUUCCAAUCUCAACUAAAUUCCAAACUCAACUGCAACAUUUAUAUAUACAUCGCCCUUUUUUCUUCAUCAGAUACGGUUUUUUGUUUUUCUAAGAGGGUAUAUUCAUAUAAUACAUCAUCAAUAGUCUAUCUGAAAUGUUUAAGAAUUGUUGAGUUAAAUAUUUCUGCUACCGCAUCAGAAUUCUGCCAGAAUUCUUAUGUUAUGAACUGAUAUGUCAGUAGCGACGCCAUAUCGUUUGUUUGUUUUCCAAAAUAUUGUUCCACAUCUAAGUACUUUUUGAACAAGAGUUCUGCAAAAAUAAAAUUAUUAUGGAUUAAAGAAUCAAAGAUUUUUGCUGAGUUACGAUUGGUAGAUUGCAUACUUUUUCUCCAAUACGGCGUCCAAUAGUAAGAUGGUUCAGUUAAAAAAAGACAUCGUUUCAGUUACAUAUCAUCAGCUAAAUAUUUCGUAUUAAAUUGUUGAAACGAAUUUCAUUUGUCGUAAUAUUGAUAACGCAAGUCAACUCAAAUUCUGGCCGGGUGUCAUGUUCUCGUUACUAGUAGAAAAAUAUAUAAAUGAACUAACUGAUGUACAUUCGAUCGAUCCAGAUUCGUUGGCUAUUAUACUUGUUAAUCUUGUUGCUGCAACAUUAGAAUUUUCUUAUGUUUUACAAGCAGAUUCCAUUAUUAACAAAAUACCCACAAAUUUGUUCAAUAUGAUUGUGGUUCGGCCAUGUAAGUGUCGAUAGAUAUCGCAUAUACUCAGAUCUUAAAAGUUCUGUCAACAUUAACUAAAAAUAUGAUUAGCUCAUGCGGUUUCCAAGGUACCUAAUUUUUUUCGAAAAACAGUUUAAAAUACUUUGAAUAAAUUGUUAAAGGGGACUUAACUUGACGUAAAUAACCAUAGCAACUAUCCUCAAUACUUGAUAAGAGAAACUUAAAAAUAUCUACCUAUCUUUAUAUUUUUAUUUAAUGCUGAGAGAAAUUUUGGUUAGAUCUUAGUAUGUAAAAAUAAUGUCUUUUAGCAUAUGGAAAAUUGGAUUUAACAAGAUUAUUACGUGAUAUGCUCAAAACGAUUGCUUUACAUCGACCGAUAAAAUUUCUCUCAACAAGUCAAGCUGUUGUAGCUAGUCAAGAUAAUGCAAGUUCGGAUGAAAUGUCAAAAACUGGAUUAAUGUAA